This is a messenger RNA of Arachis ipaensis, 1899 nucleotides long. RefSeq names its product protein FAR1-RELATED SEQUENCE 5-like. The record is from RefSeq and is a predicted model, not a curated record. NCBI's taxonomy places the organism in Eukaryota, Viridiplantae, Streptophyta, Magnoliopsida, Fabales, Fabaceae. Gene Ontology annotation, molecular function: zinc ion binding.
AUGGCACAUGACUUUUAUGUGACCUAUGCAAAGAAAGCUGGAUUUGCAACUAAGAUAAGGACGACAACAUUUGACAAGAUCACAAAGGCUCCCAUUAAUCAAGCUAUACACUGUAAUCGCGACGGGAUCCGUGAGUCUCGUGUUAAAGCACCAACGCGGAAGAAUACGAUUUCAGCUGCUGGGUGCAAGGCAAGGAUAUAUGUAAAGUUUGAUAAAGCCGUGCAAGACUGGGUUUUGUUCAAGGUUGACUUGACGCACUCACACCCCUGUUCACCGAGAAAGGCAGUGCACUACCAUGAGUAUAGGCAGCUGACCAUGCAUGCGAAGUGCGUGAUCGAGGAUAAUGAUGAGACUGGGAUUCGUCCAAAUAAGACAUUCCUUGCUUUGUCAAAUGGGGCUGGUGGCCCCUCUAACUUGGGAUUCUCAGAGAAGGAUUUAAGAAACUAUAUAACAGCAAGGCUCCGCAAUAGCAACGUGAAUGCCGAUGUCAGGGAGAUGAUGAGCUACUUCAUGAGAAUGAAGGACAUCAAUCCGAACUUCUUUUACGCGGUGAAGUUGGACGAGGAGUGUAAAUUUAAGAGUGCAGUAUGGGUUGAUGCAAGGUGUAGGGCGUCGUAUGAAUACUAUGGAGACGUCGUGUCAGUUGAUAGCACGUACAGUACAAAUAGGCAUGGAUUACCGUUUGUGUCGUUCGUUGGGGUCAACCACCAUGGUAAGUCGACCCUCCUUGGUUGUGCUUUGUUGGGGAAUGAAGAAAUCGGAAGUUAUGAGUGGGUUUUUAGCCAAUGGGUGAAGUGCAUGGGAACUGCUCCAAAGAAUUUGUAUGAUGACCGACGCAUGUGGGUCCCAAUAUAUUUCAAGGGUGAAUUUUGGGCAUCAAUGCGGAGUACGCAAAGGAGUGAGAGCAUGCACGCAUUCUACGGUGGAUACUUAUCCAGUAAAACUAGCUUAGUUCAAUUUGUUCAUGAAUAUGACAAUGUGCUUGGAGUCAAGGAGCAGAGGGAACUGGAGGAUGAUGCUGCAGACUCGAGGGGGGUCAUCCCUUGUGCAACGACCUCGCCUAUGGAGAAACAGUUUCAACUAGAGUAUACCACGAGCAUUUUUAGGGAUGUUCAGAUUGAGUUUGUGAAGAAGGCUAACUGCAGAGUUUCUGCAAUUGAUGAACAGGGUCCAUUGGUCUGCGUGAAGGUGGAAGAGGAGAAACUAGUCAACGAUACUAUUCUAUGCGUUCCGUACGAUGUUCACUUUGACCGUUCCACACAGGAGCUUCGUUGUGAGUGUAAUCUCUUUGAGAGUUCAGGUGUGUUGUGCUGUCACUGCCUUGAAGUGUUCCAUUCGUAUAAAGUGUACAAAGUACCUUCUUGUUAUGUUCUUCCUCGAUGGAGCAAGAAGAUAAAGCGCAAGCAUACAUAUGUCAAAAGUAGCCAUGAUGUCAGUCGGUCGGAUGAGAGUCAUGUUGCAUUCAGGGGACUGUGUGCACACUUCUACAAUGUUGCCCAAGAGUUUGUAGGUGACGAUGAAGAAACAGCAUUGCUGCAUGUUGCUUUGGAAGAAACAAGGGCCAAGUUGGCUGCGCACCGUGCCAAAAAGAGGUCCGAGAGCGUGGCAGAGACUCAGACCAACAUUGGCUCACAGAGUUCGAACGAUGUCAGUGUUGAUGACAUCCAAGGCCCAUCGAAGGUCACCACAAAGGGCAGGCCAAAGAGUAAGAGGCUCGGCUCUGCCCUUGAGAAGUCCAUCAAGAAUUCAAGACGGAGAAAACAAAAGAAUUUACCCCCGGUGGUUCGUCCGCACACACUUGAAGAUACAAACCAUUGUGCUGUUUCUGGCCUGAAUGGUCCCGAACAAGCCGGUGGUUUCCUGUCUUUGUUAAGCUCCUUCAACAAAAAGUGGGAUUAG